UCUCUGUAGCGCACGGAUUUCGCCCUGAGCUCUGCGGUGUCUUUGGUGCUUGGCAGCUGAACAUUAUCGCAUUUAACGAGAUGGCCUCUCUGAAGCCUCUGACUCUGUUGAUGCUGAGCUGCGCUCUCUGCUUCGUCCUGGUGACAUGUCAGCCCAGACGCCACGCAGACCUCUAUGCUGACGAUGAACUUGGUGUUGUUGACGGGGAUGGUCCCUAUGCCGGCGCCACGUCCGAUGACUUGGCGGCGUGGCUACUCAGAACCCGCAUGCCCAAGCGCAACUCAGAACUUCUCAACACGCUGCUCGGCUCCAAGAACCUCGUCGCCUUGCGAGCCGCCGGUCGUCGGUAAACAUCCCGAUAAGCAACAUCUUUCAACGCAGUCGAGUAGAGUCCAGCACUCAACUUCAGAAUUGAGCAUCCUCGGUGAAAAAAGAUUCGGAGAGAAUUAUCUGAUAAACUAAAUUUUCUGUCAAGUGCUCAAAUUAAAAUCGGAAUUACUUUUAAAUAUUCAUAAUGCAUACUAUGCUAUCACACAGCACACAUUGCUGAUACUGAUAAUUCGUACAUUUGACAUGAGAUUGUGAAAGCCAUAAAUAAAUCACCAUCUUCUCCGACGCAUGGUGGUAAAAUUUUGGAGACAUAUUUAAUCUGAAAUCAGGCAUACUAUAAAUUUUUGAACGUUUCACUUCGUCGGACUGGCAGCAAGCGGUAUAUGACUUUCCACGCACAAUUUUAACGUUUGUCUCAACAUGCAUAACAAAGUCAGUUUCGAUCGGCAAUUCUUACUAAGUUUCUUAUGCUCUCCACAUCUCGGACCGCAGCCUACAAUAUGCUUCAAUACCACCAACACGCUAAAGAAAUAAGCUAUUUUGAACUUUCUCACAUUUAGCCUAUAGACAGAAUAGAUUAACUUAUUUUUCCCGCUGACUGGAAACUAGUACACGACAUGAGCAAGUUUGUAACGCGAGGUUCACUCACAUCAGUACCUCAUGUGACCGGAAAGUUUAAGACCAUCACUUCAACCCAUCGAUAUUCACGAUUAGCACUCUAAUCCUUUUAUAUUUACGUAUUUACGACCAAUACUUUAAUUCAGUUAAAUUUACAACCAUCACUUAAAUUCAUAUACAUUUACGAAUACAACUUAAGAGCAGCAUAUUUAACACCUUGACUUAAAUCCAUCAAUUUUUACGACAAUCACAUCAAUCCAUCUAUAUAGACGACCGGAACUUCAAUACAUCUGUAGUGACAACCAUCGCUUCAAUCCAUCUAUAUUUACGACCAUCACUUCGAUAUAUCGUUGGUGCUGAUCAGCAAUCAAUUUGAGGAUAAUUCAAAUCUCAAAAACAAUUGAAAAAUUGGCGAGUGAGCACAGCUAAGAUUUAACUCGUGAGCACAUAUUUAUGAUUUUACGUCAUUCAAUAUGGCUUUCAGGAUCAGUCGUCGCACUGAUAUUCGUAACAAGGAAUCUACUAUAGCCUAGAAUGCUCGCGUUACGAGCUCAACAUGAUUUAUGCCUAAAUGUGUCAAACAAAAUAAAUAAAAUCGAGCAAA
Hyalella azteca is the source of this 1552-nucleotide messenger RNA. RefSeq lists its product as uncharacterized. The transcript is spliced from 3 exons. The coding region runs from base 81 to 350 and encodes 89 amino acids. The record is from RefSeq and is a predicted model, not a curated record. NCBI's taxonomy places the organism in Eukaryota, Metazoa, Arthropoda, Malacostraca, Amphipoda, Hyalellidae.